Molecule: messenger RNA, 1820 nt
Organism: Pan troglodytes (chimpanzee)
Lineage: Eukaryota; Metazoa; Chordata; Mammalia; Primates; Hominidae
Gene: NEUROG3
Product: neurogenin 3
Exons: 2
Coding region: 258-902 (214 amino acids)
Biological process (GO): sensory organ development; positive regulation of transcription by RNA polymerase II; axon development
Cellular component (GO): nucleus
Molecular function (GO): E-box binding; DNA-binding transcription factor activity, RNA polymerase II-specific; protein dimerization activity
Source: RefSeq, a predicted model, not a curated record
CGGGCGAAGCAGAUAAAGCGUGCCAAGGGGCACACGACUUGCUGCUCAGGAAAUCCCCGCGGUCUCACCGCCGCGCCUCGAGAGAGAGCGUGACAGAGGCCCCGGACCCCAUUCUCUCUUCUUUUCUCCUUUGGGGCUGGGGCAACUCCCAGGCGGGGGCGCCUGCAGCUCAGCUGAACUUGGCGACCAGAAGCCCACUGAGCUCCCCACGGCCCUCGCUGCUCAUCGCUCUCUAUUCUUUUGCGCCGGUAGAAAGGAUGACGCCUCAACCCUCGGGUGCGCCCACUGUCCAAGUGACCCGUGAGACGGAGCGGUCCUUCCCCAGAGCCUCGGAAGACGAAGUGACCUGCCCCACGUCCGCCCCGCCCAGCCCCACUCGCACACGGGGGAACUGCGCGGAGGCGGAAGAGGGUGGCUGCCGAGGGGCCCCGAGGAAGCUCCGGGCACGGCGCGGGGGGCGCAGCCGGCCUAAGAGCGAGUUGGCACUGAGCAAGCAGCGACGGAGUCGGCGAAAGAAGGCCAACGACCGCGAGCGCAAUCGAAUGCACAACCUCAACUCGGCACUGGACGCCCUGCGCGGUGUCCUGCCCACCUUCCCAGACGACGCGAAGCUCACCAAGAUCGAGACGCUGCGCUUCGCCCACAACUACAUCUGGGCGCUGACUCAAACGCUGCGCAUAGCGGACCACAGCUUGUACGCGCUGGAGUCGCCGGCGCCGCACUGCGGGGAGCUGGGCAGCCCAGGCGGUUCCCCCGGGGACUGGGGGUCCCUCUACUCCCCAGUCUCCCAGGCUGGCAGCCUGAGUCCCGCCGCGUCGCUGGAGGAGCGACCCGGGCUGCUGGGGGCCACCUCUUCCGCCUGCUUGAGCCCAGGCACUCUGGCUUUCUCAGAUUUUCUGUGAAAGGACCUGCCUGUCGCUGGGCUGUGGGUGCUAAGGGUAAGGGAGAGGGAGGGAGCCGGGAGCCGUAGAGGGUGGCCGACGGCGGCGGCCCUCAAAAGCACUUGUUCCUUCUGCUUCUCCCUGGCUGACCCCUGGUCGGCCCAGGCCUCCACGGGGGCGGCAGGCUGGGUUCAUUCCCCGGCCCUCCGAGCCGCGCCAACGCACGCAACCCUUGCUGCUGCCCGCGCGAAGUGGGCAUUGCAAAGUGCGCUCAUUUUAGGCCUCCUCCCUGCCACCACCCCAUAAUCUCAUUCAAAGAAUACUAGAAUGGUAGCACUACCCGGCCGGAGCCGCCCACCGUCUUGGGUCGCCCUACCCUCACUCAAGUCUGUCUGCCUCUCAGUCUCUUACCACCCCUCCUCCAAUGUGAUUCAAUCCAAUGUUUGGUCUCUCAGCGCUUACUCCCCUUGCCUUGCUCCAAAGACGCUGCCGAUCUGCUCUACUCCCAAUCAGGUCCGGGAUUUCAGGGCGCCUCACUCUGCCUUAAAGCCACGAAGGCGACCCUCUGCCUUCUCCUCGUGCACUUUUCGGAGCCAUUGCCCUCCCGGGGCGGAAGACCAGGCUGUGAACUGGGAAAGCGCUAGCCCGGCCAGGGAGCACCUCCUCAGCCUCCCUGCGGAUUGCGCCUGAAACGUGAGCUGCGCUGCAGGUGCCUGGAGCACCGCGCAUCUUUUUUUUUUUUUUAAUCUGUUUGUAAAUUAUAUGAUGCCUUUUGAAAUCAAUUUUGGUACAGUAAAUUAUAUGGCCCCUCCCCUGUUUUACACAUUCGUAUUUAUUAACGAGAUUUCACAGCAGGGAAAAGUCUAUAUUUUGUAUAUUAGAUUAUUUAGGGAUUGCUGGAUGAGAUUUUAAGCCAAUAAAAAAAAAAUGGACCUUCAA